UCACAAACGUCACAUCCGCCUGAAACAGAACGUCGUAACUUAGCAGUUGUGUUUGUUGUUGAGACAGGGAUUUAAAGGCCCGGAAUAUUUUAUAUUUUACAUAAUUUAGAAUAAGAAAAGUGUAAAUUAAGUAUUUACAUACAAGAUGCAGGCUGGGAAUGCUUCAAGCCUGGAAAGGCGUUACAAAAAAGCCAGGGAUAAAGUCUGCGCGCAGGCUAAGAAGUUUGAAAAGUGUAAAAAGGCCUACCUAACUGUCAUGUUUGAAAUAGAAAGGAAGGCGAUUAAAGUGAAGCUGGCGCUAAAUACAGAUAUUGCUUCAAAAUCCAUACAUGAUAUACAACAACUUACGCCAAAAGCAGCGAAAUUGAAAGAAAACUGUUUUACCCAAAUAGAGAAAUGGCGAGCUAAACUGAAGUUGUUUCUUGUGGUUGCCAAGGAAAAAGCUGAAGCAGACAAUGAAAACGUUAUUGAACAAAUCAGAAGAGCCGUUGUCGAUAAAAACAGUGAUGAGGUCAUGAACAUCGAUAAACUCUUAGAAAAAGAAAACAUUCAUGAACCAGUAUUUGAGGAAUAUGUGCCAUCUGGUAACAAAAAUGAAAUGUAUGACCCUGCUUGUGCUGAAAAUGUUCCCGUCUCAGAAGACUGGGGAUACGACUCCGAUAGCUCGGUUACAUAUUGCGAAAAGGAAGCUAACUUUAUUGAAGGGAGACAACUUUCGAAUGAAUGGAAGUCACAUAUUUAUGCAGUAAUAAAAGACUAUCAAAGACAGAAAUUUGACGACCUAAACCUUCAUACGGGUGAAAAAGUGAAACAAAUCCUUUCGGCUGAUAAAUCGGGUAUGGCAUUCGGUGGAAAGAAGUGCGGAAUGAUACGUAAAAAGAAAGGGUUUUAUCCAGUGUCACACGUGUGUAAGGUAAAGGAAGCCGAUGGUGCACGUGACGCCCGUACAUCUAAAAAAGAAAAGUCGACCAGACAUAAUCCGAUAUCACGUAUCAUAGACGCUGUUAAAGAACCGAAGACAAAAUAUGCCCUUCUAACAGAGAUCGCCUCUGAUGACGUCACAAAGGUAUACACCGAAAAGAAAAAACCAAACCGGAAAAUAUUCACAAUGAAAAAUUUAUUGAAAUUUUACGGGAUCGAAUUUAAUGAGGAUGAAAUAUGCGACUCUGUACGACAAAAAGUGCCUCCGUCCCCGACUAAAAUUAUAAGUGCUAAGACCAUGUCGCCAGAAAAGUGUGUAUUCCUCCGGCGAGAGGAGUGCAAUGAAGCCGGGUACUACCCGGGCAAAAUCCAAAUCAGCAAUAAUACACCGAAACACGGAGGAGAACUCUUGGUUGAGGACAUUGAAGAGUCAGCUGAAAUAUGAAACUAAAAAUGACCACGUGCCCAAUGCUUAUUUCUAUAUAUAAUAUUUUUAUUAUAAAGAAUAAUACAUAAUUAAAAUCCAAUUUUCAAAAUGAAA
Messenger RNA from Ruditapes philippinarum (Manila clam), 1462 nucleotides. RefSeq lists its product as uncharacterized. The record is from RefSeq and is a predicted model, not a curated record. Gene Ontology annotation, molecular function: protein binding. The transcript has 9 exons. Lineage: Eukaryota; Metazoa; Mollusca; Bivalvia; Venerida; Veneridae. Bases 146 to 1366 code for a protein of 406 amino acids.